ACAUUUAAUAAGUGUCCAAAAAUAAUGCCAACCACCUGUGGAAUUGAAUAUGAAGAUAAUCCAUCGAAAGUUUUUUAUGCGGGACAAUUAAUCCGCGGACGAGUCAAAUUUAUUCUAACCGAAGACAAAAAUAUACGUGGUGUAUACGUACAACUAUAUGGGAGGGGAUUUACAAGUUGGUCUGAAGGUUGUAGCAGAGACCAAAAAACCUACACCGAUCAAGAGUUUUAUUUGAACGAAAGAACAUAUUUGGUUGGUGGAACUGGUGAGAUGAAAUUGGUUUCGGGAACAUACAUUUACAAUUUCCAAUUUACAUUACCUGUUGGUUUGCCGUCUUCAAUUUCGGGCUCGGAUGGUUUUGUUAAAUACGCCGCUCGUGUCGCAUUCGAAGUCCAAUUUUGGCCAAAUAAAUAUUUCGACAAUUAUUUCACAGUGAUCAAAUCGAGCGAUUUAAAUCACACGCCAGCAUUAAGAGAGCCAGUUUUAGUUGAAGGAACAUACAUGUACUCUAAAUCGCAUAUACUUUGCUGUAAAAAUUUAGAUCCAUUGAAAAUAUCUGUGCGCUCUCCCAUCGGUGGCUACACACCCGGAGAAAUGAUAAAUUUACAAAUAAAUGUAAACAAUCAAAGCAGAGAAUCAAUUCGAGAAUUUUCAGUGAAAUUUGUUAAGAAAAUCACUUAUAGAAAGCGCGCAAAUAAUAUCCAACACAAAUUGGAGAGAAUGACCAUGGCCAAAAUAGUGGUAGGUGGUUGCGAGAAAUACCAAAAUAAAACAAUCAAUGCUGAAAUUCAAGUACCAUUCACGCCACCCAGCACCGACUGUACAGCCGACAACAUUAUUAACAUUGAAUAUGUAGUCUGCGUUACUGGUGUGGUAUCAUGGCUGCAUGUUGAUCCAAUUAUAGAUCUUCCACUUACAAUUGGAACACAUUCUAUUCAAAAUAAUACACAAGCAUCGAUAGAAGAAUUACCAGGCUCCCCACCAUCUUAUCCGAAUGAUGAUCCACCAACUUAUGAAGAAGCCAUGCAUUGCACCGAUUUUCCAUUCUAG
Messenger RNA from Contarinia nasturtii (swede midge), 1050 nucleotides. Its product is annotated as arrestin domain-containing protein 17-like. The record is from RefSeq and is a predicted model, not a curated record. Gene Ontology annotation, biological process: protein transport. The transcript is spliced from 6 exons. The coding region runs from base 25 to 1050 and encodes 341 amino acids. NCBI's taxonomy places the organism in Eukaryota, Metazoa, Arthropoda, Insecta, Diptera, Cecidomyiidae. Gene Ontology annotation, cellular component: cytoplasm.